CACUUUGACAUCAGAGCUGACGAGUCAACACCUUGUGUUUGUAUAUAUAUCAGGUAAGCCAGUGAUAGCCACCGCUCAAUCUACCAGACGCAUUAAACUGUGAAGGAGAGACAAUUGUGCAGUCAUCUCAUCAUGAGGAACGUCUUGGUUUUUGCUGUGCUCAUUGCACUUCUCGCCGUCGGUGCGGAGAGCUUCCGCAUGCCUAGGCAGGCCGAGGAGGAGGAGGGCACUGUGGCAACAGUGCUGGUCACCCUAAAGUCCUACUAUGACAAGGGCAUCACCAGCGCCUCUGGAUACCUGGACAGCAUCAAGGGGAUGAAGCUGGAGGAGAAAGCCAAGAACUUGUUUGGGGAGACCACCGCUGCCGUGAAGACCUAUGCCGGUAUCAUGCAGGACCAGCUGUACCACAUGUUCGGGUCCCAGUAAAUAUCCCAGACCUUCAGACCCUCAACACCCAUGGCCCACUCCUGUUUCAUGAGACCGGACCUCUGAUGCUGCUAGCUGGCUUGUUAGCUUGGCUUGGCUCUUGACGUCCAGAACCAUACUUGAGGCCUUUCUUUCGGCACACCCAUUUUCGACAAACUCAGCAAACUCUCACUGCGACGGCAAACUUUCAACAAACUAUUGAUAAGAUUUCAACUUCAACGUAAUCGACUUCAAACUCACAACAAAACAUUACUCCACACAGGACUCACUGACACUGACUUGAAGUAAAUCCACAGCGCCACCCUGUGGUGAGCCGGUCUAUAGAGACGAUUGGCCACUUCUUCAUGUGAACUGUCCACUCACAACUUGCAAUAAAAAAAACAUGUGUUUGUUAUUAAAAAAAAAGCCCAUCUUG
Messenger RNA from Alosa alosa (allis shad), 841 nucleotides. Its product is annotated as apolipoprotein C-II-like. Gene Ontology annotation, cellular component: chylomicron. The record is from RefSeq and is a predicted model, not a curated record. Bases 133 to 426 code for a protein of 97 amino acids. Lineage: Eukaryota; Metazoa; Chordata; Actinopteri; Clupeiformes; Clupeidae. The transcript is spliced from 4 exons. Gene Ontology annotation, biological process: lipid metabolic process; lipid transport. Gene Ontology annotation, molecular function: enzyme activator activity.